This is a messenger RNA of Paramuricea clavata, 939 nucleotides long. Lineage: Eukaryota; Metazoa; Cnidaria; Anthozoa; Malacalcyonacea; Plexauridae. The record is from the annotation of a GenBank genome assembly.
AUGCAGGUCCGUUUGGCUGGUGAAUUACACCAGAAUGCUGCCGUUCCGUUGGGUCCCUGUGGACUGGAUGAAGUCAAACAGUUUCAGACGUACCUUUCCAGUUACCAGAUCAAUAUUGUGUCCAAAGAUCAUCAGAACGCUCUUAUUUAUACUGGCCCUGAUCAGGAAAAGAGAAUUUAUCUCUAUCUUCACGAUAAUCAUUACGACGUUAUUACCAAAAUGCCAGGGUUUUUUGAGCGAUCGUACUACUGUCAUACAUGUAAGAAAGCUUAUGAUCAUCGAGAAGAUCACCUAUGCCCGAAUGCUUGUCAGUGUUGUCGUUUUCCCGAUUGUCCCAUCGAGUCUUGGGUUCACUGCAAUGAUUGUAACCGGAUGUUCAAAAGUCAAGCGUGUUUCGAUCGGCAUAAACAGUCAAGCGGAAAAUCGAUCUGUGCGACGAUGAUUAAAUGUCCUGACUGUCAUAGACUUAUCAAACGAGGUCCGAGAGAUCCCGAGAAACACCAUUGUGGCAUGACAAAAUGCUUAAUAUGUAAAGAGUACACUCGACCCGGCGACCAUCGGUGUUACAUGCAGCCCGUGGAAAAACGAAACGAAGGUUUAUCGGACAGUGACGAUUCGUCUGAGCACCCUGAGGAUGAUGUUACGGAAGGCGGGUACGACCAGAUGUUAUUCUUUGAUUUCGAGUGUCGUCAGGAAAAUGGAAAUCAUGAACCCAAUUUAUGUGUGAUUCAGAACGAAGCCGGUGACGAAUGGGUAUUUGAAGGGGAUAACACACGGAACGAGUUUUGUGAAUGGUUAUUUCAAAAGGAACGGGCAAAUUGUGUGGUGAUGGCUCACAAUUUCCAGGGGUAUGACAGUUACUUUAUUCUCCAGUACUUACGGGAGAACGGUGUCAAGUACGAUGUCAUCGUGCGCGGGGCCAAAGUCCUUUCCUUAUCC